This is a messenger RNA of Solenopsis invicta (red fire ant), 7866 nucleotides long. RefSeq names its product protein KIAA0100 (gene hob). Bases 1292 to 7720 code for a protein of 2142 amino acids. The record is from RefSeq and is a predicted model, not a curated record. Lineage: Eukaryota; Metazoa; Arthropoda; Insecta; Hymenoptera; Formicidae. The transcript is spliced from 15 exons.
UAAUCUGAUCUACCAGUUAUAUACAUAUAUCAGCAUAAAGUGUUUAUAGAUCAUCAUGAGGAAUCAGUUCACAGUGGAAUAAGAGCGGAAUGCCAAAGUUAUAGAAUACCCUCACCACAGCACGAGCCCACCAAUCCAUGUACUUGCGCGAGCAAAGUACACGGUGAUUGUCAAGGCUUGUUUUCUAUUCCUGCACUAGACUGCAUUGGAACGUUCCUUCUUGCUUUCGCUAACUUUCAAACAUCUAUCUAUUUCAUUUUAAGUGUACACUAAUUCAGGGAGUUCAGGAGUAGAAAACAAACGGUUAGACUCGUGCUGUGGUGAGGGUAUUCUGUUAAGGAAGGAAUAUGAUAUUAGUGUUUGUGAAAGUACGUGUGAAGGAAUGUAAAGAUUAGAGGGGCUAAAUUUAAAGAGACUCUACGGUAUUUCUCGUUUAAUUGCUGGGUUCGCAGCAAUCACGGAGGUCAAGCAACGUUCACCGGAGUGGCGACUUAGAUGGGUGACCGCUUGAAAAUUUUUGAAAAAAAAUUCCUAAGAAAUAAAUUUUUUUGCAAAAAUUGUUUUUGAAAAUAUUACAAAAAUUAAUGUUGUUUUGCUCACGUAGAUUUCAUUUGAAUGAUUCACGUGAAAAAAAGUGCAAUGAGUUAUAUUUAAUUAGAGAUACAGGAAACGGAUUUAAUGUGUUCAGUUUCUAUAAAAUUCAAUACCUUUUUCGCGGAUUUAGAAAUCAUUUAUCGUUUACUGAGCUGCGUCCAUAAUGACGUCAUUGGUGUAUUACGUACACAUCAGCGGUAAAAUCCGAAUGAAUACCUAUGGUUUGUGUCCCUUUUAGAUGGAAAGCUAUGAGUAAACUUAAUUUCGAAGGGAGUCCACCUUUGAGAUUAAUUUUUUAUAGCUUUUUUUCAAAGGUAAACUAACUUUGAUUAAUUUGUUCAUAACUUAAUUAUUUUCUUCUGAGAGAAACACGAAAUGCACGUAAAAAUCGUUGUUAUCAAUCGAGAGAUAUUAUAUUACCGAUGGAACCGAUAGAGUUACUGUAUUACCGAUAGCGUAUUGUUAUUAGUUCGUAAAAUGUCUCACCAAACUUCAUGGUGUGCAAAUGCUUAUGUCAUUCUCUUUAAAAAUUCUCUUGUCUAAUUCUAUUCAUUCUAUUUAGUUGUAAAUACUGUGAAAAUAAAUAAUGUUUAACCGCAAAAUGUAUAUAUCCAAGUACCUUCACAGCAAUGUUAUUUGAAAAAUUGAAUAUAUUUUAAAUUAGGAUACAAUUUAUUUGUAAAUAUAUAUCAGAAAUAUGACUGGAUUACUUGCAUUCUGCAUAAUUUUUUUAAUCCUUUAUUGUUUUUUUACCCGAGUGGUACCAAGACUAUUGGCAUGGAUAGUGAAACGUCGGUACAAAAUUCAUUUACAAGUAGGCCAUAUAUCUGUCCCUUAUUUUAUCUUCCGUGAUGUCAAUGUAACUAAAAAUGGAUUUACAUUGCAAAUUGAAGAGAUAAGCAUACGCAGCAGUUUACUUAGUAGUGACGUAGCAAAACUGUUGGCUGUUGUUAUGAGAGAUGUCAGAAUAAAUAAGGAUGUUCCGACAAUUGGUCCAACGUGUAAAAUAAAGCAGUCCAAUGAAUUAUUAGAUUUUAGAAAUAAGAAAAUACCACCGAUCAUAAUAAAGUGUGUCCAGUUUACAGCUGUACAUGUAGAGAACAUAAGCAUACUAGCUCUUGGCAAUGGCUGGUUGGCUAACGGAAAUGCAGAAAGUCUGAGCUUGGAUGGCAGUAUUGUACAUGGUGCACGAACGUUAUUAGCAUCUGCCUCUAUUGUUGGUGGAACUAUGAAACUACUACGACAUGCUUCCGAUGCAUGUCUCUCUCAAAUAACGUUUGCUGGAACAGUAGAAGCCACAUUUAAAGCUCAAGGAGAACUCUCGGUCGAGACAUUAUGUAUCGGAGUGACGCAAACUGAAGGAUCUGGCGGUGCAGGUCUCAUUCAAUUCUUGAGAGAUAGAAGUUCGCCAAGUACUACAGCUUGUACAUGCACCGAAGCAGCACAUGACGACUCCUCCAAUAACUUAAUGACUAGAAUAGCGCCUAUUUUGCCGAAAGAUUUUACAUUGAAAGUCGGCAAUUCGUUGAUAAUAGCUGGUAGAGAGGAUAGUAGUAUGGUAGGUUUGGAGGGUACCUUAAGAAGUCUUCAAGUCCAUGCAAAAUUUCAAGCUAAUAAGACGCGUUUAAAUUUUACCGUUGGCCUAGACGGUUUGUGCGUCCGCGGAAAGCUUCCUAUUUUAACUCUACAUUCAUUGUCGAUUGAUACAAAGAUGGAGGAAAAUCUUUUGUGCGUUGACGUACAACUGAAUAAUCUUUCAAUGAUGUAUGAUCAUAGAGACUGGGAAUUGUUGCUGUAUAAUAAUGAAAAUGACAUUUCACAACCUGUUGGCAACAUAUCGUUGAAAGAUAGAUUACCAAAUUUUGAAAUAACAUUAAAUACUGAGCUGUAUGACUCUUCCUUAAAUAUCAAAUUACCAGAUGUGCAAGAAGCAUCGUGUGGUGUCGCACAUAUGAAAUUUGCUUUGAAUUCACAGACAGACAAAACAAAAAAUCUAAAUACAGAAUUGGUCGUUGAAUCUUUAUAUUGUGCAUUAAAUGGCACCAAUAGCAAUAUCUCUGAAACCUCUCAUCAAUGGGGCAGCCCACUUUCCAUUGGCGUGCUUUUAGCGACAACUCGUAGCAACGCCAUAGGAAUCGCAGUUGACGCUCUCAUAACCGAGUGGAGUUUAGAGUUAGCGAGAUUUCUCGAGCAAGCUUACAAGUGCUACAAAAAGUAUCGGCAACCAAUAAUGAAAAAAAAGGAUACGAUAUCAAGCAAUUCCAUCCAAUUGAAUCUUAAAGUAACAAACUGCAAUCUAUUUUUCAUCGCAGAAAACGAACUAUCUAUAAUGAUGCGUUUGGAUGUCGCGACUGUGGAACAAAACUCAAAGCGAUUCGUAGGCGUGGCGGAAGGCAUGAGCGCGAUAACUCUUAAUAAGAACGAGCCGAUCAUGUGCCAACAUGCGCAAACAUUAACGCAUCCGUUUCUGGCAGUACGAAAGUGCAAAGCUGCGAUUACUUCUGACGCCGUCAACAUUAGUCUCGACGGUACUAAUCUAGCAUGGAGUCCUAAUUUACAUCUACGUUUAUUGCAAUUUUGGGUGGAGUCUGCAGAUUUUCGAUCUAUCAUCAGAAAAGAAAUGAGCGCGACUCGUAUCGAAGAAGUACAAAAGAAGAAACGCGUUUUGGAUUUAUUAGCGACUGGUGGGAUCACCGUCUCUAUAGAUAUUUCUACUAAACAUUUCUUGAUCCUGGCGUCUGACCAGCUGCGCUGGUCACAUGGCGAAUGGAGACUCACCUACGUUCGAGUUACCUUAGACAUGGCUGAUGUAAUUAUGAUCGAGGGUUUCGAAUUGAUUAGAAUAGCCGAUAACGCGGAAGUGCGAGCGGAGAGGCAAAGUAACGAAGGCUUCGUAUUGGAUUGGAACGAGUGCUGGGCGCUAAACAUCGAUUCCAUGAAAAUUUCUUUUCCAUACGAGCAUCAAUUUACGAACGCGAUACAAAAUGAGUUGCUCAGCAUCAGAAAAUGGCUGAAGGAAAUUCAUUCGUCGAGCUUACGAGAUAAAAGGGAAUCCCUGCCUUCCGAUUUGAUGAUCAAAAUAAAGGAGUGGACGUUCGAGCUGAGCGACGAUCCGUUCGAGGUACGUCUGCGCGACAAUUACGAGCUGCUGGAGGACGAGUACAAGGAGAGUUUGAAGCGGCAGGCGAUGCUGGAUGCCAAGGUGCAGGAACUUUGCCGCGCGCACUUACUGCUACCGCAAGGAAAGGUCGAGGAAUUAUACGCGAGCUUAAAUAAGAAAAACGCGGAGAUCUACGUGCAGAGGUGGAAGCAGAUGCAACGGGCGGGACCGGCGAGGACUCGAUUGUUCGCGUGGACCAUGUUAGACCUGGAGAUAUUGGCCCUGGCCGAUCCAUCGAUAAAUGGUACAGAAAAGGCGGUGAGAGCACUCCGAGAAAUGGACUCAGAAACACCUUGGCCCGAGGACGGUCUCGAAUUCAAUGCCGUGUGGGUUCGCGGGAUCAGCCUGAAAUGCGCCGAGUGGAAACUCCAGCUUCGCGACUUUCCGCAGCCGUUACUCCUGGUGGAAAACUUGAACGUGUGGGGCAGAUUGGCUGGCGCGGAAGCUCUGGCACCGCCGAGGGCAAAAAGGACUGUGAGAAUUGAAAUCGGCGCGCCAUGGGAGGAUAUAGUGGUAGAAAGAGGUAUGACGUCUCUCAAGUAUUAUCACGAUCUCAAUUGGGAUAUUGACAAGUUUAGAUAUGCGUUCGGUCCUUGCUGGGAGCCGGUGAUAGCGCAGUGUAAUCUCAGUUUCGAGAAGAUCCUUCAUCCGUCGAGGGACCCGAGCCCGCCGUUACCGUUCUGGGAUAAAAUGCGAUUGGCCCUUCACGGUAGGCUGACGCUCUGCGUGAAACAGCUGACGGUAUUGUUGCACGGCUCUCUAGACCCGUACAACACGACGGAGGAGAUGGAGCUUACAUGGACCGGAUUAGAGCUCGAUUGGACGCAAGGGAAGAUAAUCGUUAAAGGUGAUCUCGACGUGUACGUGCGCACUGCUAGCAAAUACGACGAUUGCCGACUACUACACUUGCCCAACGUGAGAUUGAGCGUUAAACUAGCCUGGGUAUGCUUAGGCGAUCCGCGCGAUCAUCACGCCGCUAUACCCUGCGCCCCGGACCGCUUGCCCGAGUACUCGAGUAAUCAGGAGCACGAUUCGUUUAGGGCGUUCCGCUCGCAAAACCUCAACGUCAGCCUCUCGUUGGAGACGAAGCCGACUGGCUCGCCUACCCUGACCAGUGCGCCAACGGCGCUGCUCUACGGCAGCACGUUGAGAUGGUUCGAGAAUCUUAAGUUAAUUCUGUCGGGCGCGACGAGACCGACGAGAAAGGGCCCGCUGUUCAAAAAUAUCCGGCCGAGGAAGAAACAGCUCAGUAGACAUUACAGGAAGGUUCGGCUGACCUUGGCCUUCCACCGUUUCCACGUAAACUACUGGAUGUCGUUCGCGAUGCAGCGUGGCUUUGAGGUGACCGGAGGUCGAGUCGCCUGCAGUUCGGAGCACAAUCUCGCCCUGCAUCCGAUCGACGACGGGCUGAUCCAUCGGCCGCGAGCGGAAUGGUCCAUCGUCUACAUGAACUGCGAGCUGAGCGACGCCGAGAUUUGGCUGAAGAGCGCCCUGCAGGAAGACGAGGUGGAGAGCGCCUCGCUGCGUCAGCCGGUCGAGAAGUGUUACUGCUUGAGCGUGGCGCGCGUCAGUUACGGCAGGGAAGCGAUGGUCGCCGGGGUGAGCGGCGACACGCCGAUUCAUCGAUUGGUCGUGCACGACCUACGCGGCGCCUGGACCAAGACCAAUCGUGACGUUGCCUUCGCUCUCUUCGACUCCUUCAUCAAGACUCAACAACUCAAGAAGAAUCUAUCGACCGCAGCCCUCAAAGGUUUCCACAGGGAACCCCCCAACAGCUCGACAACGCACAAGAAUCGUGCGAUCACCAUGAGACCGAGCGUGGUGUCGGUAGUCGAUCAACAGGUGGUGGGCGUCGGCGUCGGCGUCGGUGUGGGCGUUGGAGUUGGAGUCGGCGUUGGCGUCGGAAUCGGCGUGGGCACCUCCACAGGUGGUGGUGGUGUUGUUGCUGAUGACCAGGUCGUAACAACGCCAGGAGGCUCCUCCUCCGUCGUGAAGAAACCGCAGCAAGGCGAGGCGGCGGGAAUGCUGCAGAGACUGAUAGCAGAGGCCGGGAACAAACCGGUGGCUUUCAGCGACGAUUUGUCGGUGCAAACUAGGGGACACCAACUGCGCGGGCUAGCGGCAUGUCAUCAGGACGACGUCUUGCACAAAAACUGGCUGAUCGCUUUGGUAAACAGCCAAGUACUGUUGAAGGGCAUUGAAACCCGCGGCUACGUCAUUCUCUCGGCGGCUAAAGCAGAAAUACUACAAAGAGUUCAUUCGCCGGUCUGGAAGGAGCGAUCUCUUGUUUCGAAAACAACUUGGGUUGGCUCGUUGGAAUGCAUGCAAUAUUACGCUACUGUAAGCGCAAACAUCGACGACAAUCUCGACGAUAAUAUCAUGUGGUUGACAUUGGAUAAUAUACAAGAGAAAGAUUCCACUAUCAUAGCCGGCUUGCCGGAUGUCCCGGCUCUAGUAGGAUCUGGCCAAAGCGUCGGCGGUGUGGUCAGUCAGACGGUGGGAGGCGGUGGCGGCCCUCAGCAUCAAUUGCAACGCAUAGUGUCCCGAUGCAAGUGCGAAUUUUUCUACGUUGGUUACGGUCAGACCUUAGAUGUGGGCUCUGUCGAUCAAGUGCCAGCUCCGCCCGGGGAAGAGGUCAGCCCAUGGGAGAGGAAGGAUCUAACCGCGGCCGACGCGUUUACCUUGAUGCAUCAUGAUCUAGAUGUAUGCACCAAUUCGUUACAAUACGCUAUGAUUCUAGACAUAGUCAACAAUUUGCUGCUAUAUGUGGAACCGAGGCGGAAAGAGGCUUCGGAAAGGUUGCAAAGGAUGAGAUUCCAGUUGCAAUUGCAUUCCGUCGAAGAUCAAAAGAGGCCGAUACAACAAUUACAAAAUACAGUGCGCGGCUUGAUGGCGAAAUUGAGACGGUUGGAACGCGAGACGUAUUUGGUGCAAAAAGCAUUGGCCGACGAGUCCAGUCCGGAAUUACUCACGGAGAUGGAACGCUUGGAAGCGAGCGUAUUUGAAUGCAAGGAACAACUUGGCGCCAAGGCGGAGGAAUUGGACGUUAUGUUAAGUUGUUACAAAGAAACUACCGCGCCAGCGGCCGCGUCGACUACACUCAAGGACAAGCCAGCCGCGGUGGCCAGAGUAGCUGAGAUUUGCUUUAAACACGCGCAAUGGAGGCUGACGGAUGCGGACGGUCAAUUGGGUAUCGCCGAUCUUAUUUUAACCAAUUUUCUUUAUACGAAAACUAGCAAGACCGAUGACUCGGUGGAACAUCUGUUGGAACUAGGAUACGUCCGGAUGACGAAUUUACUACCGAAUCAAAUUUAUACGGAAGUACUUGUACCUACGGAACUGCAAAGUAAUAUGCCUGUAGAUCGACAAAGAGCUCUUCGAGUCUUUUGCAGGGAAAAGGCGCCGGUCGCAGGAAUCUCCGUCAAAGAACACUUUGAGAUCAAUGUAGUACCUCUUACGAUAGGUUUGACGAAAAAAUUCUUCAAUACUAUGCUUAAAUUUUGCUUUCCCGAGCGCGAUCCGGAAGGCAUAGAGGAAGCACCAGCGCCGCAACGUGAUUCCUCCUUUUACGUGCCUAUCGAGAGAAGAGACGACGUGGAAAAAAUGAAGGAAAGAGCUGAUAAGAACAAAUUGUUUAUAUACAUAAAGAUACCGGAAGUACCUGUUCGCGUAUCGUACAAGGGAAAUAAAGAAAAAAACCUUGAAGAUGUACGUGACUUUGCGCUGGUCAUACCAACUUUAGAAUACCAUAAUGUUACAUGGACAUGGCUCGACCUGCUUUUGGCGAUGAAGAGCGAUUCCAGACGUGUAAUACUGAGCCAAGCUAUUAAACAAAAACUGCAAAUAAAACCAAGGGGACCACCUGAGGAAUCUACGCCGCAGGAAGAAGACAAAGCUCGCCUUUUGUUAGGUACCAGACAUCUUCCUGGGGACGCGAAAAAAAAGAGCAUGUUUAAAUUUAAAUAAUUUAUACAUCUGAUGACUUACGUAACCAUAGUAAUUUAUUUGUUGUGGUAUUGAUAAAUGUUACUUUGCAAAUCACGUGUUUAUCACCCAAUUAUAAAUUGUACAAAUAAUUUUUCAAUUAUACGUAUAAUGUAAAAUACAUGUAA